AUGGAGGGUAAUAAGAGGAGUGCUAAUAGGUGCAGCGAUGUGAGGGCGAUUAGGAGAAAUAAGGCCUCUAAAGCUUUUAGAAACGUAAAGCUAGAAAAUGACGAGCUAGAGCAAGUGAGAAGAAUUGUGGACAAGGGAAGUAGGCGAAGGCGAGUUUUAACUGGGGAAGUGAGACGAGGAGGAACAGAAAUAGAAGAAGAUCAAGAUGGAAGUAAGGAAGUAGAAGAAGCAGGAGAAAAAGAUGAGAGUGGAAGAAAUGAAGAAGAAGACACAUCAGAAGAAAAAGCAGAACUAGAAGAUGAACAAAAAGAAGAAGGUGGAGAAAAAGCAGCAGUAGAAGAAGAAGCAGAGGAAGAAGGAAAUGAAUACGAAGAAGAGAAAGAAGCAGAACAAGAAAAAGAUAAACAUAAAGAAGGUGAGGAAGAAGAAGGAGAAGAAGAGGCAGCAGAAGAAGAAGAAGUAGAACAAAACGAAUAUGGAGAAGAAGAUGAAGAAGAAACAGAAGAAGCAGCAAAAAAAAAGAAUAAGGAGACGGAGAAGAAACAGAGGAAGCAGCAACAGAAAAAGAAGCAAAACAAGAAAAAGAUGAAGAAGGGACAGAAGAAGGAGACGAAGAAGCAUAAAACGAGCAGCAAAAUAAGAAGCAGUACAAGCGAUGAAGAAGAAGAAACAGAAGAAAAAGAAAUGGGAGAUGAAGAUGAAGAAACAGAAGAAGCAACAACAGAAGAAGACGAAGCAGAACAAGAAUUAAAUGAAGAGGAACAAACAGAAGAAGGAAAAGAAGACGAAGCAGAAGAAGAAGCAACAAAAGAAGAGGCAGAACAAGAAUAA
Belonocnema kinseyi is the source of this 831-nucleotide messenger RNA. RefSeq names its product cilia- and flagella-associated protein 251-like. The coding region runs from base 1 to 831 and encodes 276 amino acids. The record is from RefSeq and is a predicted model, not a curated record. Lineage: Eukaryota; Metazoa; Arthropoda; Insecta; Hymenoptera; Cynipidae. The transcript is spliced from 4 exons.